This is a messenger RNA of Annulohypoxylon truncatum, 2610 nucleotides long. RefSeq names its product Mpp10 protein. The transcript has a single exon. The record is from RefSeq and is a predicted model, not a curated record. NCBI's taxonomy places the organism in Eukaryota, Fungi, Ascomycota, Sordariomycetes, Xylariales, Hypoxylaceae. Bases 95 to 2359 code for a protein of 754 amino acids. Gene Ontology annotation, cellular component: small-subunit processome; nucleus; Mpp10 complex. Gene Ontology annotation, biological process: rRNA processing.
UUUUUUUCUCCAAUGCAGCAAACGACUGCCCAAGUGAUCUUCAGAACUAUUUCUAUCUGGCUACCUUCUCCUUCCUCGGCCUGAGUAACGAGCAAUGGCAGGACCUGCUAGCACCACGUCCUCCAUGACCUCAACUUCUCACACAUUAACACAUGCGCCAUCAGUAGGAUUUUUAUCUGCCUUCGCCGAUUCCUCAAAGCCGUCCAGCGCCGUGGAGAUGCUCGAACUCUUCGAAGCCAUAAAGUCUGGCAAUCGACACAAUUUCUUACAACCCGCUCCCUCGAUCCCAAACGCUUCGCUUCAGCUUGCUAAAGCGACGCUAGAUGCAUAUGCCGGACAAUUAUGUGACGAACAGCAACAGCGCCUGAGAGAAGAGAGUAAAAAACGAAAGCGAGCCGAGGCUGGGCUAGGCAGAGGCGAAGUCCUAAAAAUUAGGAAAGUUCAUAUAGAUGGAUUUGAAAGCGGCCAGGUUUGGCAGCAGGCUAGAAGAAUUAUUGCAAGUACAUUGCAAGAUUCAAAAAGUGUGCUUCAGGAACUGGAGGAGCAAAACGAGGUUCGGGUGAACGGUAUCAAUGGGAAUGCACACUCCGAUGCUUUUGAGUCGGAUGACGACAUCUCCGAGGCUGGCUCUGUCGAUGACGAUUCGGCUUCGGAGCUUGAGAGCUCAGAUGAAGCUGAGCAAGUUAUUAAUGGUGAAGAAGAUUUAGACGAGGAAGAUCUUGAAGAUGAUGCCGAGCUAUCUAUGAAUGGGGUCGAAGAGGACCUUGAUGACACUGAUGAGGAAGAUGACGACAUUGACGAUGAGGAAGAACCUGAAGAGCCUUCUCAAGAGCUAAUCGAGGAUCCGAAUGGUCUCAACGACGGCUUUUUCUCUAUCGAUGAUUUCAACAAACAAACUCAGCGGUUUGAGGAUGCGGAUGCCCGAGGUGACCCAGAUGUCGACAACGCGAGUGACGACGACGAGGUAGAUUGGCACACCGAUCCGUUUGCCGUCAAGCCAUCUACCGACGAGAAACAUUCCAGUAAGCCUAUCAAGGGCACCGAGGACGAGAUGGCUUCCGACAUGGAAGACGAAGACGAAGAUGAAGAAGGCGGACCUACCUUUGGCGACAUGGAUCUAGAUGCACCAGAGGGAGAUAGCGAGGACGAUAAUGAAGAAGGGAUCGACGGCAUGGAUGGAGGUGAUGAUUUCAAUGCUAAUGAGAUCUAUUACAAAGAUUUCUUCGCGCCUCCACAACGAAAAGGGACUAGAAACGGCAAACCUAGAAAAUAUAAGGAACCUCGUCCGAUGGAAGUAAAUGGUGAUGAUGUCGAGCGGGCCAUGGCUGACGUUCGGCGAGAUCUAUUUGAAGACGAAUCAGAGCGAGAAGACUCGGAAGAUGCUCUUUCUGAUGUAUCCGCAGGUGAUCCUAAAUCUAGGAGAUCUGCACACGAAAGAAGACAAGUCAAACUAGCAGAAGAGAUCAGAAAGCUCGAAGCUGCAAAUGUGGCCAAGAGGGAAUGGGUAUUAUCUGGCGAAGCCCAAGCCGCUGACCGACCAAUGAACUCUCUGCUGGAGGAAGACCUCGAUUUCGAGCACGUCGGCAAACCUGUACCAGUCAUUACCGCAGAAGUUAGCGAGAGCAUCGAGGACAUGAUCAAACGCCGUAUCCUAGCGCAAGAAUUUGACGAGGUCAUUAAACGGCGCCCCGAUGCAUCCGAGUUCUCUUCAAAUACCAGACGAGGACUUGUCGAUCUUGAUGAUACCAAAGCUAAGCAAUCGCUUGCGGAGAUCUAUGAAGAGGAACACGUCAAGACUACAAAUCCAGACUCCUACGUGAGCAAGGCCGACGAGAAGCUUCAAAAGGAAGAGAAAGAGAUUGAGCAGAUGUGGAAAGAAGUCAGCGCAAGCCUUGACGCUCUUACUAGCUGGCACUACAAGCCAAAGCCUACUGCACCCUCGCUUACGGUUGUCUCGGACGUGGCGACGAUUAGCAUGGAAGACGCUCAACCCACGACCGCGCAAGGCGUCAGCGGUGGUGACCAUACAUUAGCACCGCAAGAGAUCUACAAGGCUAGCAAGGACACGGCUGAAAAGGGCGAGGUGGUUGCCAAGAGUGGAUUGCCCGUUGCUAAACAAGAGAUGAGCCGAGAAGACAAGAUUAGACGGCGUAGGAGAGAAAAGGAGAGGCUACGGAAGACUGGCGGUGCCGAAAAUAAGAAGCCCCAGAGUGCGAAGGCUCAGGCACAGAAACAAACGCUCGGUGAUCUCAAGAUGGGUGGUGUCAAGGUCAUCAAUAAGAAAGGAGAGAUUGUGGAUAUGGAGGGUAACAAGGCGAAGGCCGCUAAGGCAGCAUCGAGCAGUAGCUUCAAGCUUUGAUAAUACCAAGACGAAAAUUAAUAAAAGUUGGUUACAGUUGGAAUCUUAAGGCAGCUACAUUUAACACUUGUUACACGUGUGUUCCUCCGAACCCGUCAUUACAUCAUCGUGAACGCCACGUUUGAGAUCCUUCAUGUAGCCACAUCGAGGGCGUGUUGUCAGUUUGUUGUAUUAUCGCAUGAACUGAGGAUAAUAGGUGAUUAUAUAAGGAAACAGUCCAGUCAGUACAUGUGAACGGGAUCGAUAAAGUA